CUGGGAAUGAAUGUGAUCAAGCAAAAAGUACCAGCGCUAUUGAUGAGACUGAUAUUGAAGAUUUUACGUUUCUGUUUCAUGAGGAUGUUAUAGAGGAAUCAGCAGGUUCCCAAAAUUUGAAAAAUGUUGCUUGGUCACCAAAAACACCAAAGGAUGUCACUGCUCAGCUGGCAGUUGCAGAGGUCUUCACAACGCUUGACAAAUUUGACCCUCUGUUAACUGAAGACUAUGUGGAAGGGGCUUUUCUCCCCUACCCAGUGGAUGACUCUUUUUCUGUAAAAGAGCUUACCCGUUGGCUGAAGUGCAGAGGUGCUUCAACAGCCAAACUGACCAAACCAGAAUUGAUUAAGAGAAUCAACAGCAGAAUGGAAAAUAAAACCCACAAUGUAAUUGAUCCAGCAGUAGAUAACUUUAAGUGGUACAAUAAAAAAAAGAAGGAACUUGAGGAACAGGUUGGAAAGAUUUCAUCAACUUCAACACUAUCCUGCACUGACAGACCAUGUUCUUGGGGUCAUGGCAGUAGGUCUAAGGAUCCUGGGCUGAUAACUAAGUUGUAUAAAACAUCGACAAAUCCUAUUCGUUCCUGCUUCAGCCCUCUGCCAACUGCUGAGCAGUUAAAGACUGAUGAAGAUCUUGUGAUUAUUAAAGAUAAUUUUUUGAAGUCAGUGCAAAGAUUGUACAUAACAGAGCCAAAGAAGAAAGACCGAAAGAAGACUGCCAGAAAAACCUCAAGAAAGAAUCCGUCAGGGAAGACUAUGGCAAAGAAAAAUACUGGCAAGGAGCCUGAAGCUGAAGAUGACUUUGAAUACAUUUUUGAUCUCCACCUAGAAUUUAAUUAUGAAUGCUACACAGAGCCAGUGGAAAAUGUUAAACUUGUGAUUGCAAUGUGCAAAAUAUUUGCGAAGGAGCGCUGUGAUGUACCUAUUACUGGUCCCAUUGAGAUACCAGAUACAUCAGAGCAAUCCAAAAGUCCUAUGUGGCAUUCCCAGCGCUGUUCCUUCUUUCCCUCAUCUCUCAGUAAGAGGAUAUUUCAUAUGACCCCUAAAGGGUACAAGGCCUUUUUAAGAGAACACUUGUGGCAAAUGAAAAAAUUUAGAGGCAACAAAGCAACAACUUAUGGGACCAAAAAUGAACCAAAGGCUAGAGAAGAAUACGAAGCAUUAUUGAAGAAGACAGAUCCUUCAGUAAAGAUAAGUACAACAGGAAUGUGGACAAAUUCGAGACACCCAGAGUUCUCAUGCAGUCCUGAUGGGAUCAUUGUAAGCGAUUCUGGAAUACGGGAACUACUUGAGGUCAAGUGCCCUUUCUUACUAAAGACAGGAAAUCCAAAUGAUUUUGAGAAGACACUUUCUAAAAAACAAAAGGAGAGAUUUUGUCUCCACUAUGUAAAUGGCAAAGUGACACUCAAGAGGAAUCAUCCGUAUUAUAACCAGAUUCAAAUGGCAAUGGGAGUAACAGAAACCCACAAAUGUCACUUUGUUGUGUGGUCUCCAAAGGACAUAUUCUAUGAAGAGGUGAAAUUUGAUCCUUCUUUUUUCUUCACCAUGAAGAGAAAAAUGGGGCCCCUAUUUUGGAAACUG
Frankliniella occidentalis (western flower thrips) is the source of this 1580-nucleotide messenger RNA. RefSeq lists its product as uncharacterized. The annotation marks the transcript as partial. The transcript is spliced from 4 exons. NCBI's taxonomy places the organism in Eukaryota, Metazoa, Arthropoda, Insecta, Thysanoptera, Thripidae. The record is from RefSeq and is a predicted model, not a curated record.